Molecule: messenger RNA, 666 nt
Organism: Mesorhabditis spiculigera
Lineage: Eukaryota; Metazoa; Nematoda; Chromadorea; Rhabditida; Rhabditidae
Source: the annotation of a GenBank genome assembly
AUGAACGAUACUCUAAUCGAUUACUCGCAGAUGGUCAAUUAUAACGUCGACGGGGUGACGUUGGAUGUUUUUCUCCCCAUCUAUACUGAUGACAUGAUCGUGCAGGGGACACGGUGGUAUCCGCUGAUGCUAAUUUUCUACUGCAUACAAGGCGUCACUUUUGUGACUGGAUUUUUGAUUAUAUUGGUUACUCAGUGCUACAUCCACAUCUACAAAAUUAACCACCGGAAUGCGGAAAAUCUUGAGAAGCGGAAGAUGAGCACCAAGGGAUUUUAUUCGCUCAGCCUCCGUUUCCAGAUCACGGAGAACAUUAAGUCUCUGGAGUUGUUGAGGGCUAUAGUCUGGACCGGCUCCAUGAUGAUACUAACUGGAUUGGUGAUUUAUUCGGUGCCUCGACUGCUCAUCCGGCCGAAAGCUAGUGAGACGAUCGUUGGGCAGAUGUUUAACGCAAUUUUGGAGUGUGCCAUUGAUAUAUUCCCCAACGUCGUCCUUACCGCCGCCUGGGUUCAUGUCCGGAAAUGGGGCCGCUUUACCGUAACCGACAUGCCGAAACCGGUCAAGGGAGCUUCAGUGACAAGCUCCUCACUUAAUAUCAUUUUUGACGACCUCUCCGUAACGGAGAAACAUACUAAUAUUUAUUUCACCCAACUACAGCAGAGUUGGGCG